AUGCUGCGUCGGUGGCCGCAGCGGGGCCUGGCGACGGCCCCAGCGACGCUGCAACUGCAAGCUCCGCAGCGCGCGUUCUGGAGCCAGGCCGUUGAAAUCCUCUCGCGACUGAAGCCUGGCGAUGCGGGCACCAGCAGCGGCGACAAGGAGAGCGACCAGGACAGCUCCGUCCCCGAGCGCGCCAGCUCGAGCAGAGGCGCGAAGGGGUGGCGUCCGCCAGUCCCGGGCGACGUCAGCUUCCCGGACUUCCUGCAGGACGCGGGCGAGGGCCAGAUCGCCCACUCCAAGCAGGUCUUCGCCGACUUUGCGCGCCACCUGCGCCGCGCCUCGGACAAGUCGCAGGCGUGGGACGUCGUCAAGCAGUGCCGGCCGUUUGUGGUGGAAAGUGGCGGUCUCCGGUUCGCCGACGUCGACAGCGACGCAGCGGGCGACAAGGUCGAAGCCUCCGAAGUGCUGCAGAUGCUCCCUGCGGACUCGUUCGCCGAGCGCACGGCCGGCUCGAAUUGCCGCUCGAUGUUCGUAGGCGCGACGCCGUCCAAAGGCACCAUCAUUGCGGCCAACGAGGCGGUGGUGGUGGCCUUGCUGGUGGACGGGCUUCACGCCCGCGGCCAGCACUGGGAAACGAUCUCGUUCUUCGACGGCUACAGCCGCGAGCGGAAGAAAUGGUUGAAGGCGCGAGCUGCACCGGAAGAUACCGGCAAUGACGGCGAGGCUCGUCAAGGUGCAGAGGAGCAAAAGAAUGUGGCGGACUUUGUGCGAACCACUCGUUUGUGGGCCCCAGCGCGCUCCGCGUACCUGAAGUCGCUGUUGGCGAAGAGUCGAUACCAUAAGAUCGUUCAGUUUGCUCGCGAAGAUCCUCGCAAUCUGGAUGUUGCGUGUGAAUCCGUGGCGACCAUGACGUCCCUGCUUAUCGGCUGUCGCAAGCAAAAGGAUAGCGCCUUGGCUCGACUCGCUCUUGACAAAAUGUCGAGGCGAAACCCAAUUGCCGUCCUUCCGUUAACCUUUUACGAGCUCGCCUUCAAGUCUGCGAUGCAGAAGAAGAACCGUGAUGAAGACGAUGUGGAGAACGCGCUCUGGAUUGCUCGUGUGAUGCACGAUAACGCUGGAUACGUUCUCCAGCCGGACCUCUGGUUUGCACUUUUCAACACGAGUCUGCAUCUGAAGCGAGAGGACUGCGCGCUCAAGGCGUUUGCAAUGUACUGGAGCAACUUCAGGUCGCUGCACCAGGACAACUUCCGCAGAGCUCUCCGUAAAGCUUGCCGCCUCAGCUAUCCCGAUGUCGUACUGACCAUGGUGCGUCAGUGGCUGGCUGCAAUCGGCGACGAUGUGGACGCGGAAGCGAAAACCAAGGUGGCCAGUUUCGUGCUGUGGGAAAUGCUGUCAAGUGGCCACCCCAUGUCAGCCAUUACAGAAAUGCUUGCUAUCAUGGACUCUUCCCGGAUCGAGGCAACCAGCGCUGUACUGCAGCGAGUAGCAAAAAUGAUGCUAGACGACGCGAGCAGCAGGCUUUCACCUCACGACACUAUCAAGGACUCGCUCGAGUUCUGGAAGGCGCGCAGUUCUGCCGUGCAGAACUCAGUGUACGUCAUGUAUGUGCUGCUUCAGCAGUGUUUGGAGCGCGGCUGGCUGGACGAGUGUGAGCUGGUAGUGAACGAGAUCGUAGAGCGUCGUUUGCCGGGGGUGCCGUGCAAUAGCAUUGUCAAGGCAAUGGUUGCGAACGAGGAGCGCGAGCGGUUCGAGAACAGCGUGAGCAUGUGCGAGGUGCUGCUAGAGUCGUUGUCUCGUCCAGCGUUCAAGACACUGAACCAGCAGUUUUUCGAGCACUACCUGAAAGCUCUCCUGUGCCUGGGCCGCUUCGCUGAAGUGCGCGAGCAGCACGCCCGCCUCAAACUGGGCAAGCGCUUUCCGAAGAGUACGGCUAUUGCAGUCGCACUACGUGAUGCCAAGGCCCAGCAGAUGUGA
Phytophthora sojae is the source of this 1962-nucleotide messenger RNA. RefSeq lists its product as hypothetical. The transcript has a single exon. The record is from RefSeq and is a predicted model, not a curated record. Bases 1 to 1962 code for a protein of 653 amino acids. NCBI's taxonomy places the organism in Eukaryota, Oomycota, Peronosporomycetes, Peronosporales, Peronosporaceae.